This is a messenger RNA of Scophthalmus maximus (turbot), 3126 nucleotides long. It is a transcript of the gene socs4, whose product is annotated as suppressor of cytokine signaling 4. Gene Ontology annotation, biological process: intracellular signal transduction; phosphatidylinositol phosphate biosynthetic process. NCBI's taxonomy places the organism in Eukaryota, Metazoa, Chordata, Actinopteri, Pleuronectiformes, Scophthalmidae. Gene Ontology annotation, cellular component: phosphatidylinositol 3-kinase complex. The transcript is spliced from 3 exons. The record is from RefSeq and is a predicted model, not a curated record. Bases 724 to 1926 code for a protein of 400 amino acids. Gene Ontology annotation, molecular function: 1-phosphatidylinositol-3-kinase regulator activity.
AUAUCGGCAUCGGCCCCCAAACAUCCAUAUCAGUCGGGCUCCAAUUCAUACAAUUGAAAUUUAACAGAACUUCAGUAUUAACAAUACAACAUUAACUCAAUGUCCAUGCUUGAUUUGAUAUAUUUAAAGAAAACUUCAAAUGUUAAAUUAAGUAUUAUCACUGCUUGAUUUCAUUCAAAGUUGCCUGUUCAUUAGUUAUGGGGCAGUUAUACCAAACUGAAUAAAUAUAAACUAGCCAUUAUGACUGUACCAUAUGAAAUCACAGAGUGUGUAAGUGUGUGUAUGUGCAAACAACCCGCCGCUCCGAGACUGUCGCACGCACACGCUGCACUUCGACUCCUCUCGCCCGCGUUAAUGUCGGCGCAAAUAGCCUCCACAUGAAAACACAAGAGGAGGAAGAAGAGGAGGAGGAAGAGGAGGCCGUCUCCGUUCGACUCAGAGCAGCAUCAAUUAUUCAUGGCUGCUCCUGUCGACCGCGCUGCUCCGGGGGAUCGAUGCCUCCGUAAUGUGGACUGAUACGAGCCCCCGGCCGAGGCCCGGCUGCAGCAGGUUAAUGGGCCGGCUGGAUUUCACCCGCCGCUGCCGACGGCUUCCUGGACCAGAAGAGAAAUAUCUACAUGAAGCGUCACCACUUUUCAUGUGGAGCACCCACCUUGCCUUUGCAUGAAAUGAGUCCAGACGACUGAAGAGAGCGUCCGGAUUGAGUAAGGAGAGGAAGCAGCCAUGUCGGAGAAGAAGCCGCGAGCCUCAGACACGCGUCCCAAGUGUGGCCUCCGCAGCUGGAGUGCGGACAGCUAUACGUGGCGGGGGAAGAAGCGCUCGCGGAGCUCUCGGAGCGGCGGCGGCGGCAGCUUGAGUCCCGGGGGGCCCGAGGCGGAGGGCACGGAGGAGCUGGGCGUGCGGUCAACGUCCUGUCCGAGGCGGCGCAGGGAGCGGAAGUGCAGCUGCAGCGCCCUCGGGGACGCGCUGACGCCUGCCGACAUGGACGUGGUGUGUCGGAAGGCCCUGACCCGGCGCUCUCUGCGGCAGAAGUUCCAGGACGCCGUGGGCCAGUGUUUCCCUCUGCGCUCUCACCACCACCACCACCACCACCAUCACCACCACCACCACGCGCCAGGCUCCUCGCGGCCCUUCUCGGUGCUCUUCUGGUCCAAACGCAAGAUCCACGUCUCGGAGCUCAUGCAGGACAAGUGUCCCUUCUCGCCCAAGUCCGAACUGGCCCGGUGUUGGCACCUUAUCAAGAGUCACGCCACGCACCCGAAUUCCCUGAGGGACAUGGAGGCGCCCCUCCAACCCCACGUGUCGUCUUCCUCUACGUCACCACCACACACGCCCCUCUCCUGGGAGGACGUCUGCUGCUCCCCUGGGCCUGGCAGCACCAGCCUGGAGGACUGGGACCCGUCUUGUCCACGUGGCGGAGCGGAGGGCAGCAACACCGACUACAUCCUGGUGCCGGAUCUCCUCCAGAUCAACAACAGCCCCAGCUACUGGGGCGUGUUGAACCGCUUUGAGGCCGAGGAGCUGCUGGAGGGCCAACCGGAGGGGACCUUUCUGCUCCGGGACUCCGCCCAGGACGAGUUCCUCUUCUCGGUCAGCUUCCGGCGCUACAGCCGCUCCCUGCACGCGCGCAUCGAGCAGAACGGCAAGCGCUUCAGCUUCGACGUGCGCGACCCGUGUAUGUACCGGGACCCCAGCGUGACGGGGCUCCUCAGACACUACAGUGACCCGGCCACGUGCCUCUUCUUUGAGCCGCUGCUCUCGCGGCCGCUGCCGAGGACCUUUCCCUUCUCCCUCCAGCACCUGUGCAGGGCCGUGAUAUGCAGCAGCACCACCUACCAGGGCGUCAACGGCCUGCCGCUGCCGCCGCAGCUCAGGGACUACCUCAGGCAGUACCACAUCAAGUGCGAGGGGGCCUGCGCCGUGUGACCGACCAACGGACGUCCUACCAUGGAAGGCAAAGAGGGGACGACACAAGGGAUCGCAGGUUCUUUUGGCCAAGGGGCAAGAACAUUGCCAUUGACUUCCAAGUAACAUUAAACAGGGUAGAACUGGGGGUUUCUAGAUGUUGCUUAAUCUAAUUGCCUCGAGAGAAAGAUCUACCAAACCUUGAAAUGUUCAUUGGCCUUUUCUCCCCAAGGGAUGUUUUGAAUCCUCGGAUUCGGGUUUUCUGAUCACGGCCAUCUUGACACGUACUGGAGCGAGGGUCAAGCCGCGAGCUGUGACACACUCAGACACAACAUUUGCCUUAAUGCCCCAGAUGGAGCGGCGACGAAGACGUGAACCUUUAACCGUCACUUUUUGUGGAAUGUUGACUCUCGGGAGUCGGAGCACUUUCCCUUUGAGGUCAACUCAACCGGAGUCGUCAUCUGGAAUCUCUAGUGGACACUAGAGGAACUGCACCUUCCAUGGAACAUGACUUGAGACCAAACCUUCAUGUGAUUCGUUGCUACGGCACUGUACUGCACACAACAACAACAACAACAAUGUUAGAGAUACAGAGACUCCAACUGCAUCUAGUAAUAUGCAAAAUAUGCAUAAUUCUUCAUUAACUUUCCAUCUUUUUUUUUUUUUUUAGACAUAUUUCCAUCAUUCCCAUUCUGCCGGGAAUCUGUUGUAAUCCAUCCAUUUAGCAAUGUCCACCUAUCCUUGACCCCAUCUCUGUCAAAAGACCUUGUGUGAGUUUACAAAACGAGUGAGGUACAUAUAGACAGAAAGGGACACGUGAUUGAUAACUUGAUUUCAACAGCUCCUCUCAACAAACACGUCUCGUGUAUUAUGGGAAGGCUUGAGCUGCCUUGGUCUUUGCAGCCACAGGAUGGCAGCACAACUGCGCUGGGAUCAGAGGUUCGGAUCAGAACACUUCACCUGCUUCACUUGUCCGUCUGUCUUUUGAACAUCUCUGCUGCUUCUUUGACCUUCAACCGAGGCUGAACAAUCAUCUGUAAUCUGGCAUUUUAACAUCGGGCUGUAUAGAUGUUCACAGGUGUUGUAAUUGGGAAAAUCUGUUUUUACACGUGGAGCGGAGGACAGCUCACAACAGGACACUACCCUCAAAGCAGCAUCAACCUAUAUUGUAUUCACCCCCCACUGAUACACAAACCAAUAAAAAAUGCCAUUUACACUCUG